This is a messenger RNA of Spinacia oleracea (spinach), 1877 nucleotides long. RefSeq names its product maltose excess protein 1-like, chloroplastic. Gene Ontology annotation, molecular function: maltose transmembrane transporter activity. The record is from RefSeq and is a predicted model, not a curated record. The coding region runs from base 302 to 1573 and encodes 423 amino acids. The transcript has 11 exons. Gene Ontology annotation, cellular component: chloroplast envelope. NCBI's taxonomy places the organism in Eukaryota, Viridiplantae, Streptophyta, Magnoliopsida, Caryophyllales, Amaranthaceae.
UUAUGGAUUUGCUAUUAUUAUUUGCCACUCUCCUCACUCACUCUCACACACACACUCUCUCUCCUCCACCUCUUUUACUACAAAAACAUUAACCACCGCCCAUCGGAGUUCCAACACCGUUCAUCGCACUCCAAUCUACUACCUUUUUCUCGAUUUGCUGGGGCUUCGCUUAAUCUGUUGUUCAUCGGACAUUGAAUCCAUCCAACAUUCAUUCUGCUGUAAGACCAAGUGUUGUGGAGCUACUGUUGUAUCUGCUUAAUUAUUCUGCUGUCUGCACUUUGACAACAGUGCCUAACAUAAAAUGGUAGCUGCGAUGGCAGCAUCAGCAGUCACACAGUCUUUACUGCGGCCUGUUCGGUCAUCCUCUUCAUCUAGUCCUCAUUAUUCAUCGUCUAAGUCACGACAUUUUUCAUCUCUCUCCUCCAACCUACAAUUCAAAAACCAUGAUUGCAAUGGCUCCAGCUCUUCACUGUUUUUGAUCAGCAAUGACCGCAGUAGGAGCCCUUUAUCACUUCAUCUUCAUCACCGGUUUAAACCAAGUGCUUCCCUUGGUUCGGAUCUUCCUCAUCCUAUUCAACCGGUAGAGGAAGCAGUUAAGAUCAACAGAAAUGAUGAGGUAAUGAAGCAAUGGGAUGGGUGGACGGCAAAGUUUGCUGCAGCUGCCAAUAUCCCAUUUCUCCUCCUUCAGUUGCCUCAGAUUUGGCUCAAUGCUCAAAAUCUUAUGGCUGGCAACAAUUCUGCUCUUUUGGCAGUUAAUUGGCUGGGCUCCCUAACUGGUUUGCUUGCGAAUCUUUCGCUGCUUUCAUACUUUGCCAAGAAAAAAGAGACAGAAGCAAUGAUAGUGCAAUGCCUGGGAAUUGUUACCACUUAUGUAAUGAUUUCACAGUUAGCAAUGGCUGAGGCAAUGCCCUCUCUUUAUUUCAGUUUAACCUCCAUAGUGGUUGGCACUGGUGUUAUCUCCAAUUUUCUUAAUUACUUUGGCAUUCUUCCACCUGUUAUCUGGGGUUUGUGGGAAGAUUUUAUCACUGUCGGUGGGCUUUCUGUCCUUCCUCAGGUUAUGUGGUCCACAUUUGUUCCAUAUAUUCCGAACAGCAUUCUUCCUGGGGCUAUAUCUUUUGUUUUAGCCAUGGUAGCAGCUAUCAUGGUUAGAACGGGUAAACUCUCUGAGAAAGGUGUCAAAUUUUAUGGAGCUAUAUCAGGGUGGACUGCUACACUUCUCUUCAUGUGGAUGCCAGUUCCACAAUUGUGGACAAACUUACUGAGUCCUGAUAACAUAAAAGGUUUAUCGCCUUUGACAAUGUUGCUGGCAAUGGCUGGAAAUGGAUUAAUGAUUCCUCGUGCACUUUUCUCCCGCGAUUUUAUGUGGUUUCUUGGUUCGUCUUGGGCAACUCUUCUUUAUGGAUGGGGGAAUAUUGUGUGCAUGUACUUGUUUAACAGCAUCAGUCGUGAAUCUUUCCUUGCAACCACAGCGGGCUUACUUAUCUGGAUAGGAGUUGCAUUUUGGAAGGACAGUAAGGCAUACGGACAUUCAUCUCCAUUGAGGUCUUUCAAGGAGCUGUUGUUUGGGUCAUGAUUUUGAACAAUACUUACACCAGCUAAAGAAACAAGGGCAGAAACGAUUCUAGGACAAUAGACUAGAUUAGAUGCUCAUGCAAAUGCAAAUGCAUAAUUUAAUUAAUUUUUGUUAGACGUCCGAGUUGAUCAAUUAAUAAGAUGUAUAACAUGAUUGUAAGAUUUUACACUUACAGUCUUGGUUUGUACUGUAUGACAGAGUCAUUUACAUUAAAGACAAGAAAGUCAUGUAAUGUGAAUAAUAAUGUAUUGCAAUAAACAUAGUUUUCAUCAAUGAUUCAUCAUCUUUGUUCUUCGUUCUUCAA